This is a messenger RNA of Cheilinus undulatus (humphead wrasse), 2077 nucleotides long. Its product is annotated as scavenger receptor cysteine-rich type 1 protein M160-like. The coding region runs from base 414 to 1898 and encodes 494 amino acids. The record is from RefSeq and is a predicted model, not a curated record. Gene Ontology annotation, cellular component: membrane. Lineage: Eukaryota; Metazoa; Chordata; Actinopteri; Labriformes; Labridae. The transcript has 10 exons.
GACCUGUGGUGUGCUGGAAGUAACCCCAAUGAAUGGUUGUACUUUGAAUAAGCCAUUAAUAUUCCCUUUUGCUUUUGAUAAUGUUAGAUAGAAGCCAAUAUUCGCUUGUGAACUGGUUUGUAUUCUCAGUUUCUGAGCUCUAUUAAUUUUAUUUUCACAGACCGAGCUCUCCCCGCCAUGACACCGCCUCGCCCCGUCUGCAGCUCUGGCUAGAAAAUGUGGAGAAAUAUCCUUUCCAUAAAAUCUGUUUGGAUUCCAGUCUUAAGAAGCUCACGCUACAGGCAGCGGAAUCACACACGGUUCCUGAUGAUGUCAGGUUGGUGGGUGGAGCCAGCCGCUGUGCUGGGAUCCUGGAGAGGAGAGGUGGAGGCGACUGGAGAGCAGUAAACGUCUCUCUGUCUGAGUGGAGCCUGAUGUCUGCGGAGACGCUGUGCAGACAGCUGGACUGUGGUUCUGUACUUUCACUGGGACGACCAGAGAGCUCCUCAAGGACUGAUCCACCGUCAUAUUCUAGAAACCUGCAGAUCACCUGCUCAGACCCUGAUGAAGUCCGGUCGGUAGGAGGAUCCAGCACCUGCUCUGGUAGACUAGAAUGGAAACACCAUGGAGAGUGGAGACCAGUGGAUCCUUUUUACUAUUCCUGGACUCUAAAGGAUGCAGCUGUGAUAUGUAGAAGACUCGACUGUGGCUCUGCUGUUUCAACUAGACAGAGAGAGGAAUCCUCUUGCAGACCUGUGUGGGUGAUUGACUCUGACUGUGUAGAGUCUAAAUCUACAUUAAAGGAGUGUGUGGUAACAGAAGAUCAGUCCACCUUUUCUGUGCUGGAAAUCACCUGCUCAGACUCUGUCAGACUGGUGAACAGGACUGGUCUGUGUUCAGGCAGACUGGAGGUGAAGUCUGACCAGCGCUGGUCCCCAGUGUGUGAGGAGGACUUGGACCUGCAGGGUGCUCAGGUGGUCUGCAGGGAGCUGGGCUGUGGGGCUCCUUCAGUCUUCAAGGGGGGAAUGUUUGGAGAAGUGGAGGCUCCGUUCUGGACCAGAGACUUCCGGUGUAAAGGUAACGAGUCUGCUCUCCUGGACUGUGGAGGAUCUGGCUCAGGUAGAAACACCUGCUCACCUGGUAAAGCUGUUGGACUCUCCUGUGAAAGUCCAGAUUAUAUCAGGUUGGUGGGAGAGCCCAGCCGGUGUGCAGGAACACUGGAGAUGAAAGACGUGGAAGAGUGGAAACCUUUGGUAGAGUGGGGUUCUGGCUGGGACCAGAGGUCUGCAGCUGUAGUGUGUACAAUUCUGAAAUGUGGUUCUGCUGUUUCAACAAGAGCAGUGAAACAUGAGAAUAGAAGACCGGUGUGGUGGAUCAGAGCUCCCUGUGUCCAGACAGCAUCUUCUUUGUUUCAGUGUUUAAAUCAUGGACUAUAUUACAACUACGAGGGCCUUGAGGUGAUCUGCUCAGAUUCGCUUCUAAAGCCAAACAUCACCUUCUCCUUCUCCACUGACGGGGUUUCCGAGGCCAUGCCGCAGGGCUUCCAGGCCCUCAUUGGCACUAGCUUCAACAUCACAUGCUCCAUCAAACCUCAGUAUGAAGGAGGAGAUUUCCAGCUCAUCUUCUCUGACUCCGUCACAACACAGAGCUACACCCUGACAGCUGUCAACCAUUCUGCCCAUUUCCUGUUUCCUCCUGCAACCCAGAGCCACGGAGGGCAGUACAGCUGUGUUUAUCACCUCCAUGUUCUCUCCCAUAACUUCUCCUCAGAGAGCCAGACUCUCUCUCUCACUGUCGGAGACCCUCUGAGAGACCUGAUCAUCAGAUGUGUGGUCCUGAUUGGUGGUCUGCUGAUAUACGACACUGCCCUCUACUGCUACUAUAAGGUCAAAACCAGACAGAUCCCCAGGGACUACUGAUGUGUUUAUCUUGAUGACUGCCUGUUGUCUCAGUGAGGACGGUGGAGCCAGGGACGUUUUUAUUGACAUUUGUCAACAUUGUGGGAGUCUGUGGAGACCACAAGGGGGAUCCUCUCAGAGAUACACUGUCACUAUCAACAAUAGAAGUUUUGGGCUUCUUAUCUCAAUGUGAGAAACAU